CCUCGUCAGAAAGAGGGGGAGAGAAGUCGAGAGCGCGCCUAGAGUUUAGGGGCUGCGGGCGGAAGGGAGGGCAGUAGAGGUGCUGUUGGUGGGUUCUUGCUGAUGCCCGUGUUGACGACUGUGCCUCGAAGUGGUUGAUCAUGAGCCAGCGAACGGCCAAGUUUCCCACUCGGCCUGUGGCCCAGCUGCUCGGGUCGAAUGGCCCCGUCCAUGCGGUAGCCUACUCCGCCUCGCCAGGGACUUACAUUCUCACGGGCUCCUCUGACCGUUCCAUCCGGCUGUACAACCCCUCAUCCACCACCACCACCUCAGCAAAUACCGCCUCCUCCACCAACACCAUCACGAAACCCCACCACGCCGCGCCUCCACAACCCGCGGCGCCCCCCACAGGCCGGCUCAUCCAGACCUACGCCUCGCACGCGUACGAGGUGCUCGCGCUGAGCGUGUCGGCCAGCAACGCGCACUUCGCGUCGGCGGGCGGCGACCGGGCGGUGCUGCUGUGGGACGUGGCGACGGCGCAGACGGUGCGGCGGUUCGGCGCCGCGUCGACGGCCCACUCGCACUCCGGCCGCGUCAACGCCGUGUGCUUCGCCGGCGCCGACGACUCGCUCGUCGUCUCGGGCGGGCUGGACUGCACCGUCCGCGUGUGGGACGUGCGCGCCGGCGGCGGCAGUGGUGGCGGUGGGGGGAAGCCGGUGCAGGUGCUGAGCGAGGCGCGGGACGCGGUCAGCGCGCUGGCCGUGUGCGGGCCCGAGAUCGUCGCCGGCAGCGUGGACGGCCGUGUGAGGACGUACGACGUGCGGGCCGGCCGGUGCGUCACCGACGUGCUGCCCGCCAGCGUGACCAGCGUGUGCCUGGCGCGGGACGGGCGCACGGUGCUGGUGGGCUCGCUGGAUAGCAAGAUCCGGCUGAUGGACCGCGCGAAUGGGGCGUGUUUGAGGACGUACGGGGAUGCCGGCUGGAGGAACGCCGAGCUGAGGGUGCAGAGCGUGCUCGGCGGCGGGGAGAGGUUCGUGGUGGCGGGGGAUGAGAUGGCCGCCACGAGCGGCGGCGGGAGUGAGGCGGCGGCGAGUGAAGGGCGAGUGUGGGCGUGGGACUUGCUGACGGGGAGGCUGGUUGCUACGGUCCCAGUUCCGUGGGGCAAUAGCAACGAACACCGGAAGAAGAUCAUUGGGAGGGACGGGAAGGAGAAGGAGCGCAAGAACGUGGUGAGCUGCAUCGCGUGGAAAGACGGGGGGUUUGGGAACCAGUUUUGCGUCGGUGGCACGUCAGGCGUGGUGACGGUGUUUGGUGAGGGUUGAGCGAGGCAUGCGCCGUCCGCUCCUCGAAAUCCUGCCACCAAUAAAUAUGGAGUAGUUAUUGAGCAUGAUUCACCUGUCUGCAUUAGAAAGCCU
Thermothielavioides terrestris NRRL 8126 is the source of this 1394-nucleotide messenger RNA. RefSeq lists its product as uncharacterized. Gene Ontology annotation, biological process: mRNA splicing, via spliceosome. The transcript is spliced from 3 exons. Bases 141 to 1301 code for a protein of 386 amino acids. The record is from RefSeq and is a predicted model, not a curated record. NCBI's taxonomy places the organism in Eukaryota, Fungi, Ascomycota, Sordariomycetes, Sordariales, Chaetomiaceae. Gene Ontology annotation, molecular function: protein binding. Gene Ontology annotation, cellular component: catalytic step 2 spliceosome.